Messenger RNA from Durio zibethinus, 1244 nucleotides. Lineage: Eukaryota; Viridiplantae; Streptophyta; Magnoliopsida; Malvales; Malvaceae. The record is from RefSeq and is a predicted model, not a curated record.
CUAGGCAAUAUCUAGAACAGUAACUCCCCCUUUCUUUCUCCUCUGACCCAUCCUUUUUAUUUUUUGGUAUAAAUACCCAAAUCUAGUUCUCCACAAUCUCCCACUUCUCCUUUCUUGUUCAUAUGUGGAUUUUAUAGUUGAUUCUCAUUUAUCAUGAGCAACGUUCCAAGGUCUUUAACAGACUCUUCUUUAACCCUUUUCAAGCUUGCUAUUUCUGCAUCUGAUCCUUGGCCUUUCUCUCUCGUUUUCUUAUAACCUUUGUAUUUGAUUCUGGUUUUCUUGUUUCUUCUUGCGUUUGGGGUUUGCUGAAGAAAAAUGGAAAGUGGAGACAAACACCAUGUUAAUUUCCAUCUUCAUAUACCGUACCUUCACGCCUUUCACCACCACGAAAAGAAGGACCUGAAAGAUAUUCCAAAGGGGUUUCUGGCAAUCCUGGUAGGUCAAGGGGAAGAGCUACAAAGGUUUGUAAUCCCAGUGAUCUAUAUCAACCACCCGCUCUUUAUGCACCUCUUGAAGGAGGCUGAGGAAGAGUAUGGAUUUGAUCAGAAAGGCCCCAUCACCAUCCCUUGCCACGUCGAUGAGUUUCGCAAUGUUCAAGGCAUGAUCGAUAAAGAGCAACACAAUCACCAUCACCACCAUAUCUGGUGUUUUAGGGUUUGAAUGAAUCAAUUCUGAAAGUCAUGUAAAUUUGUUUUACGUUUUCUACUUUUUGCUUUUCUCUGGGAUUUUUUUUUCUUGUCCUUCCUAGCUAGCAUUGCAGGGAUCUUGCCUUGUAGAUGAUGACGACAAAAGAAAAAAGAUGAAUGACAAGAUUCUUCUCACAUAAUUAAUUUCAUUUGGUUUUGCUCUUCUUUUCAUUUUUCUUUCUGAUUUUUCCAACUUUCUUGUUAAUGUGAACACAUUAAAAGCAUGGAAUGGGAACGUUUUGGUGGGAGUAAAAAUUGAUAACAAUUUAAAGUUGCAAUCGUUUAAGACACGACACGAUGUGAACUUGGAAUUGGACGGAGGGUUCUCGUUGGGGCCGCUAGAGUUUCUUUCUUGUGGGUGGCCCAUACUUAUUAAUACAACCAAAUAUUGUUUAAAUUUUUUUUCCCGAAUCCUGAUUUGAUCAUUUGCUAAUGGUUUCUUCAACAGCACUGAAACAAAAAUUUUCAGCUGAUGAAUAUGUUUUAACUACUCAUCGUCAGAGUAAGAUGGGUGCGGAUGUCGGCUAUUGGAGGCUUGGUUAAUCGUGGGACGUACCA